GGCAAUGAUAAGUUCCUAUUAACUUUUUAAUUGCUUCUUUACACUCUCUCUGUGCUCUAUGUUAUGAUAGUUCAAGCAAAGUACAAUGACAACGUUGUUUAAUUAGGAAAAUUUAGCUCCGUUCCAUUUUGAUAGUGCUAUCACAUCAAACUAAAAUCCGAAACUGUUAUGUGUGUAAUGUUUGUCAUAGGGCAAUAUUUGAUAAAAUUCAUGUAUUUUCAAAUGGCGUACAGCGAACACGGAGCCCAAUUUUGAUUGCAUGGAUGAGUCAUACAAGAACAAUGAGCAUCGAUACACAGGAAAAAAUACACUCACAUUACAAUCUAUACUCGCAACCAUGUGAAAAUAAACAAUUUUUUUGCUAGAGAAAAUAUUUGAAAAUUGAUAAAAACAAUAACACAGCUCUAGGUACUAUAAACGUUCGCGGCACAUAUACGCGAAGUUUUAGUGAUUUUCUUUUUUCAACUUUGUCAGAUGUGUAAUUCUUCAAUUAAAAUCAAACAUUAAAUAAAACGGUUGAUUAAAUUACAUUAGCUUCGUUCGUCUCGUAUAUUUAUUUAAUUGUUCUGCUUAAUUUACUGCUUAGCUUAGCUUGUCUCUUUUGCUCUUUAUGAUUGCACUUCAAUGAUACAACAGUGUGCAUGAUUCACUGGUUAUUGAGAAGAAUGGACAAUGCAUCGAAUUUUUGGAUAAAAAACUUUUUUAAUUAAACAACUCCUCAUUCAUGCACACAAAAGUAACAAAAGUUACAAUUAAAACGUAGUAAAAUAUGUCGGUUAUAAUGAGACACCCACAUCAGGCGUGCAGGGAAUCGCCAACUACCCUGCCGUCACAAACAGCAAAAAUGAUGCCGUGUUCCUGUUGUCCGUAUGGCUAUCACAUUGAUUUGGAUUUUUUACGCUACUGCGAAACGCUUGCCAAUGUUGUACCGUCUGACGGUGAAUUAAAACGACGCGAUCGACGUCGACAACGAAAAUCGAUGGAAGUGAUGCUAGGUUUCGAGCAAAUAAUUCAAUUGCAGCAAAUUACACCUGUAAUCGAAGAGACCACUCCUGAUUUCGAAACAUCAUCGCCGAAUUGGAGUCAAUUGUCGAAUGGCUAUAAAGAAACCCAAAAUAACACACGAGCAAGGUCGGAAUUCGUUCGAGAUGCAUUGGAAGAUGUUUGUGAUGACUUUGAGCGCACAUUGGAGCGAACAAAGUCAAAACGAAGGGGUCAACGAAGUUAUAGCGACAAUUACGAUUUUGGUGAUCGAUUUGAUGAGAUUGAUAUGACGAUGUACGAUAAUGUUGACGCCUGUAUUACAUCCAACAAACAUUACAACCAUAAUGGUGCUUAUGAGAAACACACAAAGCCAGUGUCGCCAGUAUAUCAAAAACCUAAUAGAGAUUUCAAAACGCUGGUCGAGCUAUCACCAACCCAUUCUAUACCGUCAAAUAGAGAAACGGAUCGUGAAAGCAUAGCGAGUAAUGGAUCUGAAGUCAGCACCGGUGCUCUACAAAAUAUUCGCGAACAAAUGGCAUUGAGUUUGAAGAGAAUGCGAGAUCUCGAAGAACAGGUGAAAAUUGUGCCAGUUCUACAGCAACAACUUCUUACAAUUAAAAAGGAAAAAGAGCAACUGGAACAGAGGGUUAAAGAAGAAGAGAUACGUCGAGCCAACACCGUUUCGCCACCUAAAAACACUACAACGCCACUAACGAAACCAUUCCAUUCACAACGUCACAGUCCCAUUUCAUUAGACAGUCUUAACGUUAAGCUUCAACCACCAUAUGCAACAACAUCUCAACCAACAACAGGCAAAUCAUCCCCACCUCAAACCACUGAAUCGUCUCCUGUGCCACCCAUUCAAAAACGCGAUGCGUCACAAAUGACAACGAUGUCUUUAACUAGAGAAGUUGGAAUCACCACCAAUCAAAUAAAGACUCGGACAACUGCUGUUAACACCGACCAAAAAAGUUACACAAAACAGGAACUACAAGCGGCCAUCGACCUAACAAUCGAACGGCAACAACUCGAACAAUUCCAUGCUCAACAAAAGAAAUUAAUUUCUGUCGGAACUCAAAUGCAACCUGUAGCCAUUCCGCAAAAACAAUUAGCUUCCGUCGGCCAACAGACCCAAAACGAAUCUCAAACCAUUUCCACUCAAACUCGCACAAAUCAAAAAUCAGUCGAAAUUGCUUGCCAUCCACAGACCCGCUCGAUUGGUAUAUCUGAUCACAGUACGGUGGAGGAGUUGUGUCCCACAUGUUCGAUCGAAAAACGAACAAUUGGGUGUGGUCCUGAUGAGGAACCGUCAAUGAUUUCUUUGAAAUUGAUGGACAUGGCUCCACCAAAACGAAGUUUAACAUUCAGUCUUGGCGAUGGUGAAAAAUUGAAUAUUUCACGUAAGUCAGUCGGCACCCAAUAUUCGUGUAUUGGCCCAACGAAAAUCGAUUCUUCUACACAACAUUUUGCACCACUAAUGCGAGACAAACAUUGUCAACAAUCUGGUCCAACUACAUGUAACCAAAUGAACGAUACUAACGGUUUGAUCCAAAUUAAAAGUCAAAGUUGUGCCACUGAUCCAAUUCACCAAAUUAAAAAGUUUAAUGCCGAAUCCAACACCGAACCGCAGAAACUGGAUAAUGUUUCUACGAAUACCGAUCCACCACCGAUGCGCCUAGAUCACAGCACGAAUACAAUAAAAACUCCAUCGAAAGAUGCAGCAUGUGGAGGAACAGUGAAGCCACACAUUUCAAUUUCCUGUGCCGAUAACUAUUGUGAUACGUGCAAGGAUUCAAUAAUGAAUUUGGCUAAAGGUUUCGUUAAACAUACAAAUGGUGUUAGUGUUCCAUCUGCCGUUCUACCGACCACGGAAGCAUCUCGAAUACCACGACCGAUGGCUUUGAUGAGUCCACGAACGGAACGAAAGUUUGUUAGACAAAAUACCUACACAGUGCCGAGCACCGAAGGGUCACCAAUCGAACAGCAAAUGUGUCCAGCUGAAAUGUUUUUGCGACUUUCUGCAUUGGAUUCAUCCUCCACAAACAAAUCAAAAUCAGAGCAACUACACAAUGAACAGGCAGUGAAAAACGAUGAGACCAAUCUGCCAACAACAUUAACAGAACUGCCUGGAUUAAGCCAGGCUCAACUGAAUCGUGUCUCAGUUGAAGGGCAAACUAAUUCUGAGAAUGUAGUGGCUUUAUCGGAGAACUCUACAUUGACUGCAUCUGAAUUUUUGGAGUUAGGUUGUAAUGAUGAAGGGUUGAUUGUGGUUCAGACUGAUGUCACGACGAAAGAAGAAAAUACGACAGAAGUCGCACGUACCAAAGCUGUCCCGAACAAAGAAGUGCUGGCUGCUCUAAAAGUAAUUAACGAUUCACUCCAGAAAACGAAUAACUACGAAACGAAUCUGAAAAAUGCCAAUCGAAUCGUUCAGCGCGAAUGGUUUCGGUUGUCCAGUACUGACACUGCUAACCCAUUGGAUGUAGAAGACUAUCUGGACUGUUUCGAAGAAUUUUCCACCAAUUUACUGAAGUACAUGGUUAAUUUAGCCGAUACGAAUGGAAACACGGCCAUGCACUAUUCCGUUUCACAUGCCAACUUCGACAUUGUAUCCAUAUUGUUGGAUUCUAAGGUUUGCAAUGUAAACCAAACGAAUAACGCUGGAUACACGUGCGUGAUGUUGGUGUCGCUUGCCAAAUUGAAACUUUCAGCACAUCAUACGGUCGUUAAACGAUUGUUUCAGAUGUCUGAUGUGAAUAUCAGAGCGAAAAAGCAUAACCAGACCGCUCUAAUGUUAGCCGUUUCGCACGGCAACCUUGACAUGGUUCAAAUGUUACUGGAUGCCGGUGCCGACAUUAACAUACAAGAUGAAGAUGGUAGUACAGCUUUAAUGUGUGCAGCCGAACACGGUCGCAUAGACAUCGUCAAACUUUUACUUGCUCAAUCAGAAUGUGAUAGUUGUAUAACAGAUAUUGACGGCAGUACUGCCUUGAAAAUCUCAUUAGAUGCCGGUCACCGGGAUAUCGGCGUUUUGUUGUAUGCUCACGAGCACAUAACUCGCGGUAAAACGUCGCCAUACACAUCGUUGCGGCGAAAGAAGAAACAAUCUGCAUUAAGUCGACCGACAUCGGUUUCGACGCCAGCCUCACCGGCACCGUCAACAAAGUUUCAUCAUCACAACAAAUGAUGUGAAGGACGCGUGGAAACAUCGUUGGUGCAUAUAUGAGGAGAUGCAGAAUUGAACGUGUUGUUGUUAACAAAUUAUCAUAAUCAUAAUAGUCAAGUACUUAUCGUAAUAUUACUUGCAUGUGUCAUAAAUACAAACAAAAAUUCAUAUCAAUGUGUCGUUAUACCGUUAGAUGGAUACAAGUAGAGCAUUCCAAAAAGGUUAGAAAAAAAUUGGUUUGAAAAAUUGAAAAUUUUAAAACACAAAUUAUAAUGUUAAUUCGAGAACGAAGAUUCAUGAACGUAUAGGACAGGACGCCCAAUUUUAACAAAAAAAUAUUUACAAAAACGAAUAGCGAGUGCAUUCAAAAUUCAAAUUGUCUGUUGUGUUGAUUUAACCUGGUACGGACGGUAAAAACUGGUGGAAUAAACGCCAAACUUUGAUUAAUGCUAACAAAAAAAACAUGUUCAAAAAAAAUGAAGUAAAAGAUUUCAAAUGGAAAUACUUAGAUCAAGUGAGCUAUAGGCUCUAUAGCAAAACGGCUUGCCGUCUGUGAAAGGUUAAAGAGAAAAGUAUGUUAUUCUUCGGUAUCCACUACACAAAUCAUGUCGAUUGUGAAUUUCUAACAAAACAAAAAACUUUAACGAAUUAAUUAACGAAUCCCCAAUUCCUGGUAAAUAAAACAUGGUAGAAUAUGUAUCAAUGCGCUGCUGUCUCGUUUAAUUAGUAGUUAUUAAACCCCCCGAAAUAUUUUAACAAGAUGAUGGAAGAAUAUUUUUAUUCGAUCGAAGUAUAAUAAUUAUGGACUAACAAUUGAGUUUACAUAUUUUCUAUUUAACAUACUUGUGCCUUUUCACACCUUUAUAAUGUAUAUUUACAGUCUGUAGUGUUAAUAUAAUAUUACUCGUCUACAUUAUACACUCUUGUGACAUAAUAGAGAAUUCUUGAAGAAGAAGAAAAUAAUUGAAAAAAAAAUUGAAAAUUGAAAGUAAAUAAAUUUUAACGAAAUAAU
Bradysia coprophila is the source of this 5162-nucleotide messenger RNA. Its product is annotated as KN motif and ankyrin repeat domain-containing protein 2 kank. Gene Ontology annotation, cellular component: cytoskeleton; cytoplasm. The record is from RefSeq and is a predicted model, not a curated record. Lineage: Eukaryota; Metazoa; Arthropoda; Insecta; Diptera; Sciaridae. Gene Ontology annotation, molecular function: protein binding. Gene Ontology annotation, biological process: negative regulation of actin filament polymerization.